Molecule: messenger RNA, 612 nt
Organism: Camellia sinensis
Lineage: Eukaryota; Viridiplantae; Streptophyta; Magnoliopsida; Ericales; Theaceae
Source: RefSeq, a predicted model, not a curated record
AUGGAAGCAGAACAAAAUGAAGAAGUUGCUUCGAAGGUAGAGGAAGUCAAAGGGGAAGCAUCAGUAAGUGCUCAAGUACAAGACCCUUUGGAAGAAGUCAACUUAGGGGAAGGUUCUGCACAGCAACCCACUUAUAUUAGUGCUUGGUUAAGUCCUAUUAACAGGAACCAGUUGUUGAUAGCCAAUGUGACUUAUAUCCCAAGAGUCAUGAACCAUAAGGCCAAUGAUGUGGCCCAAAAGGCUUCGAAUUUCAAAAGAAAUGGGAAUACCCAAGUGGACAUAAGUCAAGCAACAUACCAGAAGUUAAUACCACCUUUGGCUAAAAUGGGUAUCAUAGUAGAAGGAGCAGAUGGGUUGCUGUUGGAAUGCUUAGGGCCACAGGAAGCAUUUACUGAUAUGGUUGAGGUGUAUGAAAGUAUUUGUGGUGCCCAUCAACCUGAUGUGAAGAUAAGAUGGUUGCUUCGAAGGCAUUCCUACUAUUGGCCAAUCAUCCUAAAGGAUUGCAUAGAAUAUGCAAAAGAAUGUCAAGCAUGCCAGAAGCAUGACAUGAUAAGGCAUGUUCCGAUAACUGAUUUGUAUACAGUAGUAAAGCCAUGGCCAUUUAGAGGAUGA